Molecule: messenger RNA, 4981 nt
Organism: Mugil cephalus (flathead mullet)
Lineage: Eukaryota; Metazoa; Chordata; Actinopteri; Mugiliformes; Mugilidae
Gene: tcf3a
Product: transcription factor 3a
Exons: 20
Coding region: 610-2487 (625 amino acids)
Biological process (GO): regulation of transcription by RNA polymerase II
Cellular component (GO): transcription regulator complex
Molecular function (GO): RNA polymerase II cis-regulatory region sequence-specific DNA binding; protein dimerization activity; DNA-binding transcription factor activity, RNA polymerase II-specific
Source: RefSeq, a predicted model, not a curated record
UCCGCUGUCCUCAUCCGCCACUCGACAUAGAUCCCCGCAAAUUGCUGCUCGGAACCUUGUAUUUUUCGUUCGCGACUGAGAAACGGUGACAUUUUGUGCAUUUUGCGACAAUCGCCACAACAGCACGGAAUCUGUCGACACAUGCUCCGGUCGCUUUCCUCGUUUUAGUUGAAAUUGGACACCGCUGAUGUCUCAGCGUCCAUGUCCUCCCGUAGGCUGUGCUGCGGAGUGAUAUUCCAUUGGAACCGACAAUGUGGAGGCUGUUAAAAUGUCUACUUGGAAAAUGAAAUGGUUACAGUUUCUCUAAAAAAAGGAAACGGAGUAACAUAAGAGUUAUGGUUCGUGCGAAAGCCGUGUUUUCAGCUGCGUGACGAAGAUAGCAGUGAGACGAAGCGUCAGAGGAGCGGCUCGUAUUUUUUUUUUAUUUUUUUUUUUUUUUGUCUUUGCUCAUCUUCACCAAGCCCUCAGUCCGGACCACGGGGGGAAGGAUCCUAUCCCUAACUUUGUUUUUCUCUCUUCGCCAGUCCUUCGUUUCUCCCCGUUGGAUGCCACACUACUGAUUCCAGUCGCUUGCUGAGACUGAAAGGGCCAAGUGAAUAGCAGCAGAGAAUGGCUGCAGUGGAAACGGACAAGGAGCUCAACGACUUGCUGGACUUUAGCGCGAUGUUUGAGCCUCCAGUUUCAAAUGGUAAGAACCGGCCGACUACGCUGGCCAGCAGUCAGUUUGGAGGUUCAGGUAUAGAUGAGAGGAGUGGGUCCGGUCCCUGGGGAUCAGGAGAACAGAACAGUCCACCUUUCAACCAGGGAAGGAGUUAUGGAGAAGAACGUCUUUACAGUGAGCAAGAGGGCAUGCCUUCUGCCCCCAUGUAUGGAUCAGGGAUUGUGGGGAAGCCUGAACGAGGACCAUACUCAUCAUUUGGAUCACAGCCGGGCUUCAUGCCCAGUGAGAUGCCCAUGCCCAGUCCUGAUGCCCUCUCCCCGUCUGGCGUGAAGUCCAGCUCCCAGUUUUAUACUUCCUAUGAGGGGAGCAACCCUCGCAGGAGACCCUCACAGGACCCUGUUGAAUCACAGCCAAAAAAGAUCAGGAAGGUGCCCCCUGGCCUACCCUCCUCUGUUUAUGCACCAGCCUCUGGAGAGGAUUUUCACCGGGACAAUGCUGGUUACUCAGCCCCAAAGCCAGGAAACGUCUACUCACAGUUCUACAUGCAAGAAGGCCUCCACCCGCCCUCCGAUCCGUGGGGCUCUGCCGGGUCGAUGGUUCAGCCUGGUUAUUCUGCCAUGCUGGGCAACUCUCCUCAUCUGAACCAGCAUGGUCCCUUCACUGCCAUCAACCCCCAAGACAGACUGAAGCGGCAGCCACUGCCCCUCUCCCCUCAAAACUACCCCCUGCAUGGCAGUGAAGUGAACGGGGCUCAUCCUGCUGGCUUCCACUCUGGUUCUAACAGCUUUGGUGUCCCCAGCCACACACCCCCGAUGACUGGGUCCGAAACCAUCAUGGCCAAUCGGGCCCCUGUACCUGGUAGUUCGGGUGAGAUUGGAAAAGCACUGGCCUCUAUCUAUCCCUCAGACCCAAACAGCAACACUUUCCCUCCGUCUCCUUCCACUCCAUCUGGCUCUCCUCAGGCUGUAUCAGGCUCUGCAUCCCAGUGGACCCGGUCCUCUGGCCAGGCUACACCUUCACCCAACUUUGAGGGUGGAAUUCAGUCUUUGAGUAAAAUGGAGGACCGUCUGGAGGAAGCCAUUAAUGUCCUUCAGCGUCACGCCAGUGGACAUGGGGGGCCAGGACUCGCUGAAAUGCACAGUCUACUCUCUUCUGGCUUGGGGUUACCGUCGGCCUUCAACAGUGCAGCACUUGGGCUGGCGAGUCGUAUGUCUGGACUGGUGUCCGGUCACCAUGAAGACUCUGUCGGUCUGCCCUCUAGUGGAGGACUUUUGCACCAUGGGCCGGCGUCAGGCUCUCAACCUGAAGGCUUUUCAGGCCAGCCAGGUAACGCAAGUCGCUCCAGUGCUGCUGCGAUCAAACGAGAGGACAAGGAGGACGAUGAGAACUGCUCCCUUACAGACAAGUCAGAAGACGAGAGAAAAGACAUGAAGGCCCACCUUCGAACAAGCCUUGUGUCUGUGACUGAUGAGAACCUGACCGCUGAGGAGAAGGAGCAGAGGGAGCGCGAGCGCCGCCUUGCUAACAACGCUAGGGAGAGAGUACGAGUUCGUGACAUUAACGAAGCCUUCAGAGAGCUGGGCAGAAUGUGUCAGGUCCACCUGCAGAGCGACAAGGCCCAGACCAAGCUUGUCAUCCUGCAACAGGCCGUCCAGGUCAUACUAGGCCUGGAGAAGCAGGUGCGAGAGCGUAAUUUGAACCCAAAGGCUGCCUGCCUCAAGAGGAGAGAGGAGGAGAAAGUGUCGGGCGUGGACCCCCAGAUGCAGCUCGGGGGAGGUCACCCCGCUCUAGGAGGCGAUGGACACAACCCUGUGAGCCAUAUGUAAUUCUCAGUUCCUGUUGAUUGUACAGCCCUUAGAACACGUGGCCUUAAUCUAUCAUUGUCAUGCAUCUCAGUGUGUGUCAAUCAACUUUUGGAAAACACACGCACACACACCUCAUUACUGACAAAGCAGGUGGCCACAUUCCUGACGACGAAAACAACAAGCACACUGAUACAAAAAGAGAAGGAAGAUUUAUUGAUCAGUACCUUGAAACGAGGACGCUGGUCUGCAGACGUUGGGAAUUGGACAUAAGGAACUUCUUAUGAUGAUGUUUUUGUAAGACAUUUUAAAAAAAAAUUGCUUUACAUGUUGGGAGCAAAACUUGUUUGGAUCAAAUAACACUUUUGGAUCAAUUGCUCAUGUGGGCAAAGGUAGGAUUUGUAUCGUUGGAUAAUUAUUGGCAUUCCCAUCAGAAAAGGAGGUCUUACAUUCUUCAAGAGGGAGGAUUGAUUUUAUGAUUGAACAACCCGUUUGAUCAUGUCCAAAACAAGCCUAAUGCAUAGUGUUUGGUUAGACAACAACCAUCAUAUAAUGACUGAAGUACAGAGGGAAGGUUUGGAGACAUCCAGCCAUUGUCCGGGCAGUCAGACAGCUGACUCCUACUUUUUGAAAUGCUGGUAAUUCAGGCUGUAUUUCUUACAUUUAUUGCAGUGGUUGAGUUGGUGCCACGGUCACUGACUCACACGUGUAGUGGGUUAGUUUUUUUGCUUCUUUGUAAUCGUGGAUCUCAGUCUUACCUCUCAAAGUCCUGUACAUCUGUUAUUGUCACUGCCAUGCAAGUGGAAUGGAAAGACUGCUGGAGAGAGACCCACCACGGACUCGAGCAUGACUCAUCCAGGAUCCACAGUGAUGUUGAAAUGAAACGCACACGCCGACACCCCGACCCCCCAGGAGGCUGUCGUCGGACUCAGUUUGCUCUGAGUCUCAGCCGUGUGGUCAGUGACUCAGAUACAGCCAGAUCCAAUCAUACAUAAAGACGCUGUUACAGCACAGUGAACUUAAUUCAUAAGUCUCAGAACAAUUUGUAUUGAAGUAAAUGACUUUCGCUAGCAGACGGAUAUAACCGAGUAUUGAAAGGGAUCACGAGUGUUAACUGCUACCUUUUGGAGAAUUUACUCUUUUGCCAUUGACUGACUUGUUUUGGUUGCUCUGUGUUGAGCGUUUGGUGUUUUUUGUUGACCCCACCCCACCACCCCCCACCCCUUUUGAACAAUUUCAGAGCCUGUUAUAAGGAUCUUCCUUUUGUAGAAUGGAUUUAUUGUUGCUUUUUUUUUAUUUUGUUUUUUACUUUGUAAGAUAGUUGUAAGAGUUUUGUUCUUGUUUCUUUUUGUUUACAUUGUUUAAAUGUAAGACGAAUUCAGCUUAGAUUCCAGGAACAAAGUGAGGUGUUUUAUUUGGUGCCAGGUGCUCAGAAAUGUUAGAAAUGACUAAAUUCUCUGGCUGUAACAUCACAUGUUGUGAUAUUUUGGUCUUUUUUGAAAUUCAUCGCUGUUUCAACACAAACCUGUCGGGCCAGAUAUAAUUGGAUUGUUCUGGUGGUUCAGGUAUUCUUACAUUGAUUGAAUUGAAUGAAAUGUUUUUUUUCUUUAGCACACCCCCUCUCUCCUUUCCCUGAUGUCCAGCUAUGAUGGGCUGGUUGAUUAGUUUGAGGAAGAGGCAGGAGGCGCGGUCUGCACAAUCUGCAACAUAAUUCACUGUUUCAUGAUGACGUGAAGCAUAAACCGAAUCAACAAGGGUGGCCUUAGUCACUUUCCUGACUAUGGGAGUUUUGAUAAUGGUUACUUACCAGUGCCUGAAUACUUCUCUGCUACAUGGUGGAUGAUGUUGCAUUUAAGGAUUUUUGGUUGUAUCUUUUAUAAUACAGAUGUGUAAAAGCAUAUAUACUUCAGUAACAUCUGUCAGUGUCUCAGAAAAUGAAGAAUUAUGCUCUGUGACGCCGACCGCUUCAGUGUGUGUCAUGAGAUAUAAGUUGACUAAUAACAACUUUGAUGCUGAAAACUGUACUUAAAAUCUUUUAUUUUCUGAUUUUGUUAAAUAUAAUUUAGUUCCAUUGCGCAUCGCUACAUAUGUACAGCUGUAUGAUAUGUCCUUAUCAGCUUCAUCGUCGUCAGCUGAUAUCGAUAUGUAACAGUAUUUAUCAUUUAAUCACAAAUGUUGCCCAGUGGACUGGCCCCUAAUAUCAUAUUCUCUAUUCUAGCUUUUCCCCAGGAAAAAAAGGUCUCUCUCUGAUAUGAAACAUUUCUACUGAAGACUUUUAUUUCUGUACAUGAAAGAUAUGUCUGCAGUAACCUUGUAUCAAAACAUGCACCUGAAAGUUUUUGUUCUGUCCUCCAUGACAGGCGAUCUCUGUCUUCACACAUGUUUGGGGACAACAUCUAUGUAGGCUAUGUCCUCAAAGUGCCUCCAGUUUCCUAUUUUUUAUAUAUAAAGUAGAUAUCAAGAACUGUUGUGUAUAUAACAGUAAUGUAGCAAUAAAUGUGCCAUUUUUAAUAACAAA